AUGCACCAAGUAGCCUACGCAGUGAUCUUGGCAUCCUCGUAUGCAUAUGCAGCACAAAUAGGUGAAGCAGAUGCUAGCUUCACGUCAUGGCCCAGUGCUACUGUUGUGCGGCGGCAAGAACCAUCCCCGUCGGAUCGCAAUAAUCGGGAUAACGACGACGGCAAAGUGCCUUUCCGCGCGCCGUUUCUUACCUUUGCCAUCGUGGCUGUCGCAGUAUUUCUGCUAAUUAUAUUUCUAAUUGUGCUCCGAAUUCUCGUAUGGAAUCGGCGCGCACGAUUGCGAAACAAUCAACUUGAGGCACGCCCUUUUUUUACGCAUGCGCAUAUUACACCGCAGGACCGUACAGCGCCACCGCCUUUGCUGGAGAAAACGGCGGUUUCCUGCUACUCGGAAUCGCCUGGAUCAGGCGCGGCGGGUGUGCCUAUUGCCAACUGGAGCGCAAUCCAGCCCUUGUCGGUUUGCUUUGACGAAAAGGUCACCGCGGCGAUGCGCCCUGCGCUGGAGUCACGCAAAGAGCGCGAAGAGGAUUUGGGCACCAAGGAAAUGCCGCCUGAUGAGCCGGUAGAUGCACAUGUACAGCUGACAUGCCUUGUCGCGUUUCCUACGGAACAUACCGUAUUCCCUGACCAUCUUCGGAGCCGCCGGCAUGGAAAUGGUGCGCGUUCAUAUUUGUCAAAGCCAGAACACCUAAGUCUUGGAGGAGACCGUACGGGAGAUUUUUCCGGUGCGCAGUCGACCCCGAAGCGUGCCGGCAGUAUUCAUUCGCAAAUGUCCAUUAAAGAGCUUGGCGAGGCGCGGCGCGCUGCUUACUUUGACCACUUGGUGAACAACGAGCAUGGUAUGCCCGACCAAGAGAGCGCCACUCAUUUGCAAUCCAUGCGUGCCAGUAUGGUUCGCGAGAGCUCACGGCCUGCAGAUCUGUCACGCCAAAACUCGCAGCGUGUGCCCAUGUCGCAUGCCACUGAUACUGGUGUCGACGAUGAUACAGACGAGUUUGUUGGCAUCUUCGCAUUUGGAUCCAAGGUCCUGCCUGUUCACAGUGUUCGAGACGCGGUGCUGAAGAGAGACGAUUUUGUACACUUGUUUGAAAAAGCACACGAUCCUGCUUAUGAGGGGGCGUAG
This is a messenger RNA of Malassezia vespertilionis, 1122 nucleotides long. RefSeq lists its product as uncharacterized. Lineage: Eukaryota; Fungi; Basidiomycota; Malasseziomycetes; Malasseziales; Malasseziaceae. The coding region runs from base 1 to 1122 and encodes 373 amino acids. The transcript has a single exon. The record is from RefSeq and is a predicted model, not a curated record.